AUGAGUUUCGCGGGCAUGUUAAGCAAGCUGCAAGGCCAGCCUGAUAGCUACGAUAAGAAGUCCCAAUAUCGAUUCGGAAAGACCCUCGGAGCGGGCACCUAUGGAAUCGUAAGAGAAGCCGAGUACCAAGGGGACAAAUGUGCUGUCAAGAUCAUCCUCAAGAAAAGUGUUAAGGGCAAUGAACAAAUGGUCUACGAUGAAUUGAGGAUGCUUCAAACACUGAGUCAUCCUCACAUCGUCAAAUUUCAAGAUUGGUUCGAGUCAAGGGACAAAUUCUAUAUCGUCACUCAACUUGCUACUGGUGGGGAGUUGUUCGAUCGAAUUUGUGACAAGGGCAAGUUCACUGAGAAGGAUGCCUCUCAGACAAUCAAGCAAGUACUGGAGGCGGUCGACUAUCUUCAUGCGAAAAAUAUUGUUCACAGAGAUCUGAAACCCGAAAAUCUAUUGUACCUCACGCGCGACCCCGACUCGCAGUUGGUCCUUGCCGACUUCGGCAUCGCCAAAACUCUCGAUAGCCCAGGUGCUGUACUCACGUCAAUGGCCGGCUCAUUUGGAUAUGCCGCUCCAGAAGUCAUGCUCAAGCAAGGUCACGGAAAAGCGGUCGAUAUGUGGUCAAUGGGUGUCAUCACAUACACUUUACUUUGUGGCUACUCUCCAUUCCGCUCGGAGAACCUUCCAGAUCUCGUGGAUGAAUGCAAGAGCGGACGAAUCAUAUUCCACGAGAGAUAUUGGAAAGAUGUCAGCAAAGAUGCCAAAGAAUUCAUUCUUACCCUGUUACAGCCGGAACCCAAACGAAGGGCCACCAGCAGAGACGCUCUCAAACAUAUUUGGCUUACUGGUGAGACUGCUUCAGACCACGAUCUCCUACCAGAGAUCAGAGCCUAUCUUGCAAAGGCAAAAUUGAAGCGUGGUAUCGAAUUGGUCAAACUUGGCAAUCGUAUCGAUGCUCUGAAGAUACAGGAGGAUAUCCCAGAACCUGGUUCACCCGACGAAGGUGACAUCCCCUCAAAUGCUCAAAACGCCGCAGGCCUUGCUGUGAAAGAGCAUAUCAGAGGUGUUUCACCAGGUCGAGGACUCACUACCGACGAAUCUUCUGAAAAGAGGCGGCUUAGUAGUGCUGCCAAGAGUGCAAUAUUCAGAGAAGUGGUACUCGCCAAAGUCCGUGAGAUGAAAGACAAGGAACAAUCCGACAAAUUGGUCGCAGAGGUUACGAAAGAGCAUGAAAGAAGAAAGAGUUUCUCAGGACCGGCACCCAAGUAG
Exophiala bonariae is the source of this 1260-nucleotide messenger RNA. RefSeq lists its product as uncharacterized. Gene Ontology annotation, biological process: protein phosphorylation; cellular response to oxidative stress. The transcript is spliced from 4 exons. Bases 1 to 1260 code for a protein of 419 amino acids. Gene Ontology annotation, molecular function: ATP binding; calcium/calmodulin-dependent protein kinase activity. NCBI's taxonomy places the organism in Eukaryota, Fungi, Ascomycota, Eurotiomycetes, Chaetothyriales, Herpotrichiellaceae. The record is from RefSeq and is a predicted model, not a curated record.